CGUCACUGACAGAAAUGAGUUUCACUCAUGUUCAUGUUGUACAGCUACUUCUGUGUUGAUUUCUGCAUUGGCUGCUAUAUACUCUCGAUAACUGACACUUAUAAGAUGAAUAAAUGGCGGAUAUGAUAAAUGCGGAGAAUGAUGGAGAUCUUCAAGCUCAAAUUGAAGAGGUUGAGGCUUUGUCUUCUAUCUAUGGAGAUGAAUGGUGUGUGAUAGACGAAGCAUCCAGAGUAUUUUGCAUCAAAAUAUCCAGCGAUAAAGAGGAGCCAAAACUGACAGCUUGUUUGCAGAUAAUUCUUCCAGCUGAUUAUCCAAGUGCAGCUCCACCAAUCUACCAGAUCAAUGCGGCGUGGUUGCGAGGCUCUGAGAGGGUCAAAUUGGCAAACAGCCUGGAAGAUAUCUACGUAGAGCAUGCGGGGGAGAGCAUCCUCUACCUUUGGGUGGAGAAAGUUAGAGACUUCCUGGUGGAGAAAUCCCAAAGCUCAGAACCAGUGGAUCAACCAGAAAAAGUGAACAUGACAGCUGAGGAAGAAGUGGACGGCGAUGAGGACUUACCUGAUUUCAGGACUCUCAGACUGAACACAGAAAAUUCACAUCUUUUCAUGGAUCAGGCAAACGACGAAGAGACGCCACCAAUAAAACAUGGAAAUAGCAUCACAGACCGGCGGAGUACCUUUCAACCUCAUUUGGCACCUGUGGUCACCCCAAGACAGGUUAAAAUGGUCCUGGAGAAACUCUAUGAAAACAAGAAGAUUGCCAGUGCCACUCACAAUAUCUAUGCAUACAGAAUUCACUGCGAGGACAAGCACAGCUUCCUGCAGGACUGCGAGGACGACGGAGAGACGGCCGCAGGGGGGAGAUUGCUCCAUUUACUAUUCUGGACGUACGUAAUGUCCUGGUGGUUGUGUCUCGGUGGUACGGCGGUAUUUUGUUGGGCCCUGACCGCUUCAAGCACAUCAACAACUGUGCCAGAAACAUCCUGGUGGCGGAGGGAUUCACUCAGUCCACGGAUGAAGUUGCCAAAUCAGGAGGAAAGAGCAAAAGGCCAAAAAGCAAGAAGCCAAAAUAAAUUAGAAAAAAAAACAAAAAAUAAAUUGAAUCAAUAUUAUGCUCGCAGUAUUUGUCAUUAAAUUCUGCGAAAAGAUAAUUUAUAGCUUCAGUUGAAAUGUGUCUUAGAGGAUGAAACUGCUCUCCUGCAGUUUGCAAAUAAUUUAUCCAAAAUGUCUGUUUUUUUAAGUGUUUACAGAACAAAAUGCUUACAUUAUCAUCAAAUCAUAUGUUAAUUUAUUAAUGUAAGAUUAUUGAACCACUGUCCCAGAAAAUUAUCCAUGUGUCUUCGUUCAUGCAACUACUAAUUUAUCGUUAAGAUAAAUUUACAUGUAACCGGGGUCUCAGGGUGCACCAGUUCUAGCUGCGUGAGGUUGUAUGCGACACAACUUGUGGGAGACAAGCAACUUGAAGAAAGCUCUUUGUAUUAACAAUUAGAAAAACAAUACUGUCACAAUGAACACUAAUCACAGGCAAUAACCAGCAAAAAAAAUAAAUAAACGGUACUAUCAUAGAUCAUCUGAUUCCAGUCUUUGCAUCUCCGAGAGAAAGUCAAGUCAAUUCUCCAAGUGUUGCAGGUCAAAAGUAAAAAAAAUAAA
This is a messenger RNA of Cololabis saira (Pacific saury), 1646 nucleotides long. RefSeq names its product impact RWD domain protein (gene impact). Gene Ontology annotation, molecular function: protein binding. Gene Ontology annotation, cellular component: cytoplasm. The record is from RefSeq and is a predicted model, not a curated record. Bases 114 to 1130 code for a protein of 338 amino acids. Lineage: Eukaryota; Metazoa; Chordata; Actinopteri; Beloniformes; Belonidae. Gene Ontology annotation, biological process: regulation of translational initiation. The transcript is spliced from 11 exons.